This is a messenger RNA of Quercus robur (English oak), 1213 nucleotides long. Its product is annotated as 2-hydroxyisoflavanone dehydratase-like. Gene Ontology annotation, molecular function: hydrolase activity. Lineage: Eukaryota; Viridiplantae; Streptophyta; Magnoliopsida; Fagales; Fagaceae. The record is from RefSeq and is a predicted model, not a curated record. The transcript has a single exon. The coding region runs from base 65 to 1039 and encodes 324 amino acids.
GGACAAAGUAGAACCAAGUCAGUGGUCCUCUCUCUCUCUCUCUCUCUCUCUCUCUCUCUCACAUAUGGCUUCCAUUACCAAAGAGGUAGAGAAAGAGCUUAUCCCAUUCGUCCGUCUCUACAAGGACGGCUCAGUUGAGAGAUUAGGGAACUCUCCCUAUGUGCCUCCAUCGCCACAAGACACAGAAACUGGAGUCUCAUCAAAAGACAUCACCAUUUCACAAGACCCCUCCGUCUCUGCUCGUGUCUACCUCCCAAAACUCAACCAACCCCUCCACCAAAAGCUCACCAUCUUGAUCUACUUCCAUGGCGGAGGCUUCUGCAUCGAAUCCGCCUUCUCCUCUGAUCACCAGCGGUACCUCAACAGUUUGGUCUCUCAAGCUCAAGUAGUGGCUGUAUCAGUUGAGUAUAGACUAGCUCCUGAGCACCUUCUACCCAUUGCUUAUGAAGAUAGUUGGGCUGCUCUCCAAUGGGUUGCAUCACACUUCAUAGAUGAUAAUGUUGUCAACAAAGAGCCAUGGUUGAUCAAUCAUGGUGACUUUAACCGAGUUUUUCUUGGCGGUGAUAGUGCAGGAGCUAAUAUUGUACACAAUAUAGCCCUUCGAGCUGGGGUUGAAGGGUUGCAUGGUGGUGUUAGAAUUACAGGAGCUUUUCUUACACACCCUUUCUUCUGGGGCUUAAAGCCAGUUGGAUCAGAAUACACUGCUGAACGUGAAAAGGGACUGGCUUAUUCGAUUUGGUACCUUGUAUAUCCAUCGGCACCUGGUGGUAUAGACAAUCCAAUGAUCAAUCCGUUCAGUCCAGGAGCACCAAGCUUGGCUGGACUUGGUUGUUCUCGGUUGCUUGUGACUGUGUCUGAAAAGGAUAGGCUGAGGGAUAGGGGUAUUAUGUACUACAAUACAGUGAAAGAAAGUGAAUGGAAAGGAGAAGUAGAGUUGAUUGAAGUUGAAGGAGAGGGCCAUGCUUUUCAGAUUUUGGACUGUGGGACUGAGAAUGGUAAUAAUUUGAUCAAACGCUUGGCUUCUUUUCUCCUCAAGUAAAAUGAUCCUUCUCUGGUGGUCUUGUUAUUUGGUAUCUUUUAUAUGUAAACCCAAAUGUUAGUUCUUCAAAGUUUGAAAAUAAUUUUUACAUUUUAUAUGCAUACCCAUGUUAGGCCAUGGAUCAUUUGUACUUCGAUUGCUAAUGAAGAUUCUUAACAGAUGUUUUUAAGGAAA